Molecule: messenger RNA, 1362 nt
Organism: Penicillium roqueforti
Lineage: Eukaryota; Fungi; Ascomycota; Eurotiomycetes; Eurotiales; Aspergillaceae
Gene: csn12
Product: protein csn12
Exons: 6
Coding region: 1-1362 (453 amino acids)
Biological process (GO): poly(A)+ mRNA export from nucleus; transcription elongation by RNA polymerase II; post-transcriptional tethering of RNA polymerase II gene DNA at nuclear periphery
Cellular component (GO): transcription export complex 2
Molecular function (GO): double-stranded DNA binding; RNA binding
Source: RefSeq, a predicted model, not a curated record
AUGACUUCUCUCCCGACCGCAUUCAAGAACGCAUACCUCAACGGGUCCGGCCCGGAAUUAGCUGCUGUGCUCACCCCGAUCGCGCCGUCCGAAGAUCGCGAUCGGCUGCGCUCCUUUUACCAGUUCUCCAACGCCGAAUACAUAUCCAAGGAUCUCAGCUACGCUCUCUUCCAUGGGAAAAGUCUGAAAUUGCCGAAGGCCGAACAAAAUGCCUGGGUUGACAUCUUUGCUGUUUACUGGGAAGCUAUAGGCGAAAUACUUCGGUGUGAAGAUCACCUUCCGGGUGCUAGUGUUGUUACAGUCUUCAAUGCCUGGAAAAAGGUCGCCAAUGCCCUCAUCCGGGGAUACUCGGGCUCUGCCGGCAUUCCGGCUUGGACAUUGCCAUGCUUGUACACAGUCGGGAAGUACUUGCGUACUUUCGCGAUCAAUGCCGAUCUUGAAGCAGCAUCCCAAGGCUCCACUGGAUUUGGGUUCCAGGAUGACAUCGCAGCUGAUGUUGAGAAGAAUGCGAACUUGGAGGAGGCUGCUCGGGUCAUUAACCGGAUGUUCACUCUGUGCCUGAGUGAUAGAGCACCCCCUGAAGAGUCCCGUAAGUGGGGUAUCUACAACAUGACCAAUCUCCUAUUCAAGACGUAUUUCAAGAUCAACUCCGUCGGUCUUACCAAAAACUUGCUUCGCGCCAUCAAAGCCUCAUCGGCUGAUCUUCCCCCUCCCGAAGCAUUCCCUAAAGCUCACAUUGUCACCUUCGAAUAUUACGUUGGAGUCAUCCACUUCUUGGAUGAGAAUUACCCAGAGGCUGAAGAACAUCUAACGUGGGCUUGGAAGAUGUGUCAUCGAGACGCAACCAAGAAUCGAGAAUUGAUUCUUACCUACCUUAUUCCCUGUCACCUGGUGACCACACACACGCUCCCCACCAAGGAACUUCUCGCGCCAUUCCCACGACUCGAGAAGCUUUUCCGGUCUCUGUCGAACUGUAUCCGAAAAGGCGACUUGGUUGGAUUCGACCAGGCUAUGUCUGACGGCGAGGAAGAGUUUGUCAAGAGACGUAUUUACCUGCCGUUAGAACGUGGACGUGAUAUUGCCUUGCGCAACCUUUUCCGAAAAGUUUUCCUCGCUGGUGGUUUCGACGAACCCAAGGAGAGUCAAUCUCCGGUUCGGCGUACUCGUGUGCAUGUGAAUGAAUUUGCCGCAGCUCUCCGUGUGGGUACUUCUACAAGUGGCCGGUCGCGCAUCGAUAUUGAUGAGGUGGAGUGUCUGCUUUCCAAUCUCAUCUACAAGGGACUCAUGAAAGGAUACAUCGCACGUGAUCGAGGCAUCAUCGUCUUGAGCAAGGGAGGUGCUUUCCCGGGCACAGGUGUCUAA